Molecule: messenger RNA, 1086 nt
Organism: Lasiosphaeria miniovina
Lineage: Eukaryota; Fungi; Ascomycota; Sordariomycetes; Sordariales; Lasiosphaeriaceae
Product: dihydrofolate reductase-like domain-containing protein
Exons: 3
Coding region: 1-1086 (361 amino acids)
Biological process (GO): riboflavin biosynthetic process
Molecular function (GO): 5-amino-6-(5-phosphoribosylamino)uracil reductase activity
Source: RefSeq, a predicted model, not a curated record
AUGCACUUGAGCUGGGCGUUCGCGCUGCAGGACGCACCCAAUCAAACGCAGAUGAUGCUCCGUAGUCGCGCAACAAUCUCCUUGAGAGAUCCGGCAAUCAGUGUUCCUCGCUGCUCGCUCGGCCGGAGGCUGAUGCUCACGCCCACCUCAAGAUUCUCACUGCCCUCUUUCGCCUUUUGCACCGGAGAGGCAUCUGACAUCUCCAAGCUUGCCCUCUACGCAGAAAAAUGCCGACCCGGCCGCCUCAAUAUGGCAUCAUCGAUUCCCAAAGAUGCAAUAGAGUUCCCCGACUCGGAUAGGGAGUUCCUAGAGCCUCAUCUUCCGCCAAUAGAUGGAAGCAACCCGACGCCAGACUCUCCAUUCGUCACGCUGACUUUCGCCACAUCGCUUGACUCCUCCCUCGCUCUGUCGCCGGGAGCCCCAACGGCCAUCUCUGGUCCACAAUCCAAGGCCAUGACCCACUAUCUUCGUUCUCGUCACGAUGGAAUCCUCAUUGGCGUCGGUACGGCCGUCGCAGAUGACCCCAGCUUGAACUGCCGCCUUGUCGGUGUUGGUGGCUACGGCGGCGAAGGCUUGGAUGGACAGCCUCGACCCAUUGUUGUCGAUCCGACCGCACGGUGGAACUUCACCUCGAACUCGAAGCUCUUCAAGCUCUGUCGUGAGGGUAAGGGCCGGCCUCCAUGGGUUGUCACAGCUGUCAAGGAACCUCCUGCCGAGAAGGUAGCUCUGCUGAAAGAGUAUGGUGGAAAGUACGUGGUCAUGGACAUCGCCACAUUGGACGUUGGAGAGCAUCGCCUCAACUGGCAUGGACUUCUAGUCGCAUUGAAGGCAAAUGGCCUCAACAGUGUCAUGAUUGAGGGCGGUGGCCAGGUCAUCAACUCGCUUCUCGAGCCACGAUAUCUGCAGGAAAUCAGCUCCAUAAUUGUUACUAUAGCCCCCACAUGGCUUGGCAAGGGCGGAGUUGUCGUCUCCCCGGCCAGGCGUCACGAUGACACCGGAAAGGCGAUUCCUGCGGCUCGACUGUCUGGCGUCAAAUGGUACCCUUUCGGCGAAGACGUCGUCUUGUGCGCCAAGGUUAAACUUUGA